Meloidogyne enterolobii is the source of this 258-nucleotide messenger RNA. The record is from the annotation of a GenBank genome assembly. Lineage: Eukaryota; Metazoa; Nematoda; Chromadorea; Rhabditida; Meloidogynidae.
AUGGCUUCAACAAAUUCAGAAAAACAGCGUCCCUUUGAUUUUUCAAGGUACCCUAAACGAAGGAUUGCAAUAAUGUUUCUUUAUCUUGGUUGGGAUUAUGAUGGGUUAGUUAAACAAGAAAAUACCUUAAACACUGUAGAACAGACGCUUUUCAAUGCUCUAGUUCGCACAAAAUUGAUAGAAUCAGAAGAAAAUUGUGAAUGGACGCGCUGUGGUAGAACAGACAAAGGCGUAUCGAUCAACAGACGUAUCAAGUGA